ACCACCAACCACCACCACCAACCACCACCACCAACCACCACCACCAACACGAUGAAGCUUUCCACUGCUCUCCUCAUCUCUGCCUCUGCUGCUCUCUCCAGCGCUACUGGCCCAGAUUACAACCCAGAAACUGGCAAAUGGACCUGCCACGUCCCCGACGCAGUCUACUGCGCCGGCGACUCGCUCAAGACAAACAUCAUCAUCCGCUGCACCGGUCUCGUCGGACAACCCGGGAACUGCAAUGAUAACCUGGCUGGCGAGCCGCCUCUGGGCGUGCAGCCCACGCUCUGUUAUGCGCCACAUCUGCACAGCGCUGCUUGCGUGAAGAACUGCAUCGUCUACGGCGGCUCCGGCAACCUCAACGGCGUGUUCACCCUCCCCGUCGACGUCUGCACACCCACGCCCGUCGAACCAACCUCAACCACCACCACCAAGCCAGAGCCCACCGCUACCACCACCAAGCCAGAGCCUACCACCACCACCAAGCCAGAGCCAACUACCACGGCUAAGCCCACCGAACCCACUACCACUAAGAAGCCAGAGCCAACUACCACGGCUAAGCCCACCGAACCCACUACCACUAAGAAGCCAGAGCCAACUACCACGGCUAAGCCCACCGAACCCACUACCACUAAGAAGCCAGAGCCAACUACCACGGCUAAGCCCACCGAACCCACUACCACUAAGAAGCCACCGCACACCAAUAAGCCCACCGUCGUCCCACCUACUACUGUCACCGUAACCAUCUCCGAGUGCGCCACCACCCCCACCCCACCAGCGACCAUCACGACCGUCACAAACGGCACCGGCCCCGCCCACCCGACUGGUGGUGGUGGUGGUGGCAAGACCAAUACGCCCGUCGGCCCAUCGUCUACUAUCACACCACCUAUUCCCGCUGCGGCGGUCGCGAACGCGGCGAGUUUGGGGAUGGUGGUGUUGGCGGCUGCUGUUGCGUUCGCUGUUUGAGGGGGGGUUUGAUGGAUGAGUGUUUGAGGAUGACGUUGCUCUUGGCGGGGUGCCUGGUGCCUGGUACCUGGGAUUUGUGUGGGGUGAGAUUUAUGUCAAGUGGGAGUAAUUACCGGUGGAGGAGAUGGGGUGAUGGGAUGAUGGGGAUGGUGAGAGAUGGGAUGAUCCGAUGAUGACGAGGCCUGGCGUUGGAGUCUGCAACUAAUCUUACGUUUAUUCGUAGUUAUCUAGCAAAUUCCAAUUCGAAUAAAGUGAAAAAAUACUUCCGUUGUCUAGUGCCUAGUGUCCAUAGCCAAAUUAUUUUCAUCCCCC
Molecule: messenger RNA, 1278 nt
Organism: Pseudogymnoascus destructans
Lineage: Eukaryota; Fungi; Ascomycota; Leotiomycetes; Thelebolales; Thelebolaceae
Exons: 3
Coding region: 52-966 (304 amino acids)
Source: RefSeq, a predicted model, not a curated record